CAGGACACCACACCCCUUUCUCAUGAAGUUUCCUUCGCAACUCGGAGCCACGGUCGCUUUCGUCGUCGUUGCCACAACGACAACUAAAACGGUGUCGGGCAAUCUAGCCUCUCCGUUCCCUUUCGAAGAAACCAACGCUGAUGGAACCCCCACAGGUGAGAUGUACAUCCACGGAGGACCUGGCGAAAGCUGGUUCGAAGACAAGCAGGGAUUCACUAUUUGUCCAGUGGAUGAGCAGCCAACUAGACGUAGUCGACGUUUUCUUGGUGUCUUGGACUGGUUCACUGGUGGGACAAGCGAGGAAGAUUUAGCCUCUUCUGAUCCAGAAAGGACCUUCUACUACUGCGACCAGGACGAGAACGGCAACGCGGUACCCAGAACGGAUCUGAAAGUGGGUGAGAGCGAUCCCCAAGCCUCUGGCCUCCCCGCACAUAUUGAAAUAACGAGCGAUCAGCUCGAAGCGCAAUGUGGGCCUUACUGUCAGUUGGACGAAAACGGUCGCCGCUUGGGUGAAGAAGAGAUCGAUGGCAGCCAUCGCAAGCUCCAGGGAACUUUGAAGAACCUCGUGGUCCUUAUGCGGUUCAGCGAUCACGCUACUCGGGAUCUUCCGUCGGUGGGUGAAGUGGACGACCUGAUGAGUGCCGAUAGUCCCACCACGUCCUGUCCUACUGGUAGUGUAAAGCAGGUGUUCUUGGAGAACAGCAAUGGUCGAUUGAUUCUCGAUUCCACCGUCUACCAAUGGGUGACCCUCGACCCUUUAUACACGGAGACAUACUGUGCCAAUGGACGAUCCGGUCUUGACGCACGCGUCCACGAAUGCAUUGCGAACGCACUGGACCAGGUUGAAGCUGGUGGAUUGGACUUCCGUGACUUUGAUCAGGACAGCGACGGCAGAAUCGAUGCCAUUACCUUUCUGCACUCGGGCUAUGGGGCAGAAUGGAAUGGAGCUCCUAAUCGCAUCUGGUCGCACAAGUGGGUGCUAUACUCCAUCAACGACGGUGGCGGGAGUGGCUGGACGUCUAACACGGGUGUGAGCGUGUACACCUACCACAUCAGCCCGUCUCUGUGGGGCACUAGUGGCAACGCAAUUGGUCGCAUCGGAGUCAUUGCUCAUGAAACCGGCCAUUUUCUGGGACUACCUGAUCUCUACGACACCGAUGGAGGCGGACAAGGGCUAAACUCCUGGAGUCUGAUGGCCAACAGUUGGGGAUUUGACGGGUCGCAGCUGUACCCGCCUCUCAUGGAUCCUUGGUGUAAAAUCCAGCUAGGUUGGGUCACUCCCACAGUCUUGACGGAAACCUCUCGAAGUAUCGAGAUUAAACCUUCUUAUACCGAGGACGACUACUAUGUCAUCCAAAAGGGUUUCCCACAGGGAGAGUAUCUCGUGAUUGAGAAUCGUCGCAGGGUGGGAUACGACAGCCAGAUUCCCAGGGAGGGACUUAUGAUCUACCACAUUGAUGACAGUGCUAGUUUCAAUCGAGAGGGCUUCCCAGGCCAAUUUAAUUGGCCUCAAAACGGAAACCACUACAGAGUAGCGCUCUUGCAAGCUGACGGGGCCUACAAUUUGGAACGAGGACGCGGUGGAGAUAGUGGUGAUGUGUUCCACGGCGGGAGCGGCGGCGUUUCGUCCCUUGGCCCUGGUCCGAAUGUCUAUCCAAACACUGAUAGUUACAAAUUUGGUAACAUUGUUCAAACUCGAGUCACCAUUGAGAAUAUAAGUCCGGCCGGCGAGAUGAUGACUUUUGAUUUCCUGGACGGCGACGAUGUGGUAGAGGGCGCUCCGACCCAAGCACCCACAACAGAAGGCCCGCACGAAAUUAGUGUUAGAGUGACGCACGAUAGAUAUCCCGAAGAAACGUCCUGGAACCUAGUAAACGUGGCUGGAGGAGGCGUACUUGCUCGUCAGAAUGCAGGCGAAGUCACAACCGACAAUACGGUUGUUGUAGAGACAAUUCGAGUUUACCCCGGCACCUUUCGGUUCGACAUAUCGGAUGUGUACAACGAUGGCAUUUGCUGCACCUAUGGAAUAGGGUCUUUCGAGAUCAAGGUUGAUGGUAUGGUUGUUUAUGCUUCUGACGGGGCGUUUGGUCAGUCCGAUAGUACCACGUUCGAAGUCGGUGGCGCCAUCAUCGAUACGUCCGCACCCAUGGGACAAUCCAGUCCUGCGCCCACGCCGAUUCCGACUGUACAACCCACAGGGCCGCCCACUGUUUUUCCUACAGUUUCGCCUAGCACGAGUCCCACCUUCCCUGCUCCAACAGCUCCACCAACUGUGACGCCAACGGAUAGGCCUACCACUCUUGCUCCGACAAACGCUCCAACCAGUCAGCCUUCGAACACACCGACAACCAUACCAACCUCCCUUCCAACCGUUUCUUUCAGUACAGCUUCACCCACUCGGGCGCCAACCGAUACGCCUAUCACACUUUCUCCUACAUUGACUCCGACCAGUCCGCCCUCAAACACCUCCACUUCUGUAACCACCUUCAGCCCAACCAGCCUAAUCUCCACAGCUUCACCUACUGCGAUACCAUCCAAUAGACUUGCUACUCAAUCUCCAACAGUAGCUCCCACCAAGCAGCCAUCUGCUUACCCGUCUGCAGCACCCACUGUUACAGCAACAAACUUACCCACUGGAGAAGAGUCAAACCUUGACAACAAUUAUCUGAUUGAAAUUGAAGUAGUCCAUGAUGAUUAUCCGUGGGAAACUUCAUGGACCUUGACAAAGCCAGACGGUGUCAACGAAGUUCUCGCAUCUCAAGCGCAGGGUUCCAUUGUCACGAAGGGCUACGUAACAAACAUUGCGCUUAACCUUUCUUCUGGAGCGUACUUGUUUGAGUUGAGGGAUUCUGCCAGUGACGGAAUUUGCUGUGGGUGGGGAAUUGGCGGUUACGAAGUCAAGGUGGAUGGCACUGUCGUUGCCACCGGGGGCGAGUAUGGGCCCUCAAAGCUUGAAACCAUCAUAGUCGGCCCCGUGGAUCCUCCGUCCGACGACUUGGUGGAAGUGACAGUUCGAGUGAAGCACGACAAUUACCCCGGGGAAACGGGCUGGGAGAUGCUGGACACAACAACCAACGCCGUAUUGAUAAAUCAGGUUCAAGGUACUGUUACCAGUCGCGGGCAGGUUGUGACGAAGAGUGUCCUAGUUUCUCCGGGAGAGUAUGCGUUCCACAUAACGGAUACGUUCAGCGACGGUGUUUGCUGCUCGUAUGGUGAAGGUCUAUACGAAGUACUUGUUGGUAACACUGUUGUUGCCAGCGGUGGCGAUUUUGGAGCCGAGAGCUUCAACACUUUCGUAGUCGUAGGCCUCUAGAUAGACAGCAUUGCAUCCUGCCGGUUAGUCUGGCUCUUAAUUUGUUGUCAAAUGAAUCAACUAUUAAGGAUUGAUAUACAUUGAAGGUGUGAAGUAUUGGAAUUACGUGUGCAAUAUGGGAGCCAUGGAAGAAGGCCAAGGGCCAAAGUAGGUUAUGGAUGAGACAGAUGACACGCUGCUAGGUACAUUGGUCAAAUAUAAAGCUGCUUCAGACCUGAGGAGAAUAAAAAUUUGCUUUCAAUUUCUUGGAAUAUGCUGUUCUGAGAACAGAAAGCAAUUUUGUUACAAGUCAUCGAGGGUCAACUUGCUUAAAGUUUCGUCGUGUAUGGCUUUUCUGCUGGCCAUCCAGGCUGUCAAUGUCAAGGCAUCGUCUUUUUCAGCAAUGAAUGAAUCUUCUAAUUCCGCAAGGUUUCCAACAAUAGUG
Molecule: messenger RNA, 3737 nt
Organism: Phaeodactylum tricornutum CCAP 1055/1
Lineage: Eukaryota; Bacillariophyta; Bacillariophyceae; Surirellales; Neidiaceae
Exons: 4
Coding region: 23-3313 (1096 amino acids)
Biological process (GO): proteolysis
Molecular function (GO): peptidase activity
Source: RefSeq, a predicted model, not a curated record